GGAGCGCGCGAGGCAGCAGCCCAGCGGACGCCCCCUCUGAAACAAGUGCGCGUCAAGCGGCCACACCACGUGAACGGCACGAGCGGGACACACCGCCUCGAGACCUGGUGAUUUCUUUAUCAGUUUGUGUUUUUAAUGGGAAUGGACCUCACAGCCAAGAUGGAAAUUAACGUCAGCCAGCAGCAACUCAUGCCUCCCGCUUGCUUCUUUUCCGCCGCGGCGUCCCAGAGCAUCCAGCUGAGCCCAAGCGGCAGCAGCCAGAGCAGCGGGAAGUCGGUGUCCAAGCAGCUCAAGAGGCAGCGCUCCGCCUCUCCGGAGCUGCUGAGGUGCAAGCGGAGGUUAAAUUUCGCGGGUUUCGGCUACACUCUUCCUCAGCAACAGCCGCAUGCAGUGGCCCGGAGGAACGAGAGGGAGCGCAACCGGGUGAAACUGGUCAACAACGGCUUCGCCACGCUUCGGGAGCACGUCCCCAACGGCGCUGCCAACAAGAAGAUGAGCAAAGUGGAGACGCUGCGCUCAGCCGUGGAGUACAUCCGUGCCUUGCAGCAGCUGCUGGACGAACACGACGCGGUGAGCGCGGCUUUUCAGUCCGGCGUCCUGUCACCCACCAUGUCGCAGGGAUACUCCGCUGAUAUGAACUCCAUGGCAGGUUCACCGGUGUCCUCCUACUCAUCCGACGAGGGUUCCUACGACCCCCUCAGCCCAGAAGAGCAAGAGCUGCUAGACUUUACCAACUGGUUCUGAGCAUCUAUAUAAGAACCACGGAUCAACUCAAUUUACUGUUGUGCGCUUGGGAUGGUCCCGGAUGAGGCUGGGUGUCCUCAAGAUCAAGAUGCACUGUACAUGCGUUCUGGUCCUCCCAGACUGUCAGACAGACAAACAGACAGACAGACAGACAGACAGACAGACAUGGCCUUAACGUCCUGAGAACACGGGGGAAAUCAGGCCAGAGAUCAGCGCCAAAAGACUCAAGGAAAACGUGUCUCCUGACAGCGUGGGAAUCCGAGCUUCUGUGCAUUUGCCCAUGAUAAAGCCUAACCCUAAAGUGAAUUCAUGCUCUUCAGCAGCGCAUUAAAAACAUUAUUUAAUACGUCGCUCUUCAACUAUGCUAAAUCCAAUCACAGAACACCAACGCUUUGGUAAACCUCUCAGACGUUUUAAUUCAGAAAAUGCUUCCAAGAUUCCGGAUUUAUUCUAUGAAAUUCUAUAUCAAACGCUUUUUUGGAAAUAUAUUAAGAUAUUUUUGUAUGUAAGAGAUUUAUAGAUGUUUUGUACACAUCCUUUUGUAUAUAUUUUGUCUAAAUAUAACGAAGUUGCUUCUAUACCUCCUGCCUAUGUAGACGUAUUAUUCUUUGGCUCUUCUGUUCAUAAGGUUUCCAGAAGGAGUUUGAUACUCCCACUUUUUAUUUUAGCACCAAUGUGUCUUAUUUAAUAGCAAAACUAUGUUAUUGCAUUGUCAUCAAGUUCACUAUGACCAAAACUUAUGCAGCUAUUGUCCAAACAGAACGUAUCGUCUCUUUAUACUGCCAGCUCUAUACUGUCUUCACAUAAACAGAUGUUGAAAAGAAAUCUUAUAUCCAUAUUUUCUACUCUCUA
Monopterus albus (swamp eel) is the source of this 1596-nucleotide messenger RNA. It is a transcript of the gene ascl1a, whose product is annotated as achaete-scute family bHLH transcription factor 1a. The transcript has 2 exons. The record is from RefSeq and is a predicted model, not a curated record. NCBI's taxonomy places the organism in Eukaryota, Metazoa, Chordata, Actinopteri, Synbranchiformes, Synbranchidae. Gene Ontology annotation, molecular function: protein dimerization activity; DNA-binding transcription factor activity, RNA polymerase II-specific; RNA polymerase II transcription regulatory region sequence-specific DNA binding. Gene Ontology annotation, biological process: regulation of neurogenesis; sensory organ development; positive regulation of transcription by RNA polymerase II. Gene Ontology annotation, cellular component: RNA polymerase II transcription regulator complex. The coding region runs from base 136 to 744 and encodes 202 amino acids.